This is a messenger RNA of Sitodiplosis mosellana (orange wheat blossom midge), 2273 nucleotides long. RefSeq lists its product as uncharacterized. The transcript has 2 exons. Lineage: Eukaryota; Metazoa; Arthropoda; Insecta; Diptera; Cecidomyiidae. The record is from RefSeq and is a predicted model, not a curated record. Bases 885 to 2066 code for a protein of 393 amino acids.
AGUCGCGUUGAUGACAAUUUGUUGCUUUGUUAUUACACAGUGUUUACUUAUGAAAAAUUUUAAAAACACAGUACGCAAGUGAAUGAAUAGCAUUUCGAAAAGAAAUUUCUAAUCAAAACCAUAUUAUUGCAUUUCGUUUUUAUUUUAUUUCAUUUCCCACAAAAAAACAACAACAAAUUGAAUUGCCACCCAUUAUUUGUUGUAAUUUCAAAUUUUAGUACGACCAAAUCGAAAUGAUAACCUUGAUGGCUCACGCAUCAAACAAGUGACUUUGACAGUUCAAAACCCGAUGCACAGAAUAAUUUCUGUUUGCUAUUGAGAGAAUAAAUUCGUCUUUAGGUAUCCUCACAAAAACUAUCUCGAACUGAAUUAUAAAUAACUGUACAAAUCAGUAUUUUAAGACAGUUGUGUUUAGAGCGUUGUAGCAAAACCUCUCAAAAACUGUAUAGUUUCUGAGUUUUCGCAUAAUAACAAAUAGAAUACUGUUUCUGGUGCAUAUUAGUCAGCCUUCUUCAAAUAAAGUCGAUCAAUUAGUAUUCGUCACCAAAGAGGGGAACAAAUCUUAAUUAUUCUUCAGUAAAAGAAUUGGGCUGGAUUAUUGACUAUGGUAAACAAAAGAAAGAAACAAUCAUUCGGAAAAAGGCGUAAAUUAAAUGCAAAACGAAAUCGAAUUGAAGCCGAAGAGAAUGCUGGGACUGUACCACCAAAAACAAUCGUUGAUAUCGAUAACGAUUGCUUGGAACGAGUUUUCGAGUUGCUGAAUUUUCGUGACUUAAUUUACUUGGCUGAAGCAUUUAGGUGUAGUAGCCGAAGCGGUUUUUGCUCGCAAACUCAAAAGAAGAUUGAUUGUCGUUGAAAUUUCAUCUGGACAUAGACCCAAUGACAUGGAUAUUUUCGACGAUGCAAUUUACAUUUAUCGGGAGUUUUUAGCAGUCCAACUUAUACGGCGUUUUGGUCAAAGUGUUUCUCGAAUUCAUUUAAAACUCAAAACCAAAAAAGUGAUUUUUUUGAAAAGCGUCAGGGAUCAGCGAGAUAUACAAAUUGGAUCUCUUCGCGAAAAUUUAUUUCUUCACGUCAAUGAAUAUUGUCACAAGACGCUGAAUGAUCUACUCAUUUGGAGACAUAAUGAUCUACUCAUUUGGGGAGAUUCACACAGAGUUCAUGCACUCACGUUUGGCGCAGUGAAACAUCCGUUUGAAAACGUUGAAAAAUUCUCAUUUCAUAAGGGGACAGUUGGAGCUGGGUUUGAACACUUUAAUCGACUUUUCCCACGUUUACGUCAACUUGAAGUCGUCGACAGUUUCAGCAUUCCGGAUUGGAAACACAUUGCUCACACCUUUCCUAAUUUAAAUGCUUUCACGUUCAACAACGAUUCAGGUUUCCCAAAAUAUUUUACUGACAGUUAUUUGAAAACAUUCAUAACUUUGAAUCCACAGCUUGAGAGUACUGAACUAAUCGGCUACUAUGAACCGAGCAUCUGGGAAUUUGUCAACGCAGAACUCAAGAAUUUGAGAAGCAUCUACGCAUCGUAUUCCCCACCGCAUGCUCAACACUUCAAAGAUGGACCCAUUCAAUUCAAUACGGUUGAAACAUUCGAUGUGCUCAGUGAAAAGGGUACAGACAAACAUUCAAUCGAUAUAUUUUCUUUCAAGCGUCUGAAGAAUAUGAGAGUGAGUUGCUACAAAGACCAAUUAGAGGUGUGGUUAGAUUUCAUUCUGGCACACCCAACAGUCGAAUAUCUUUCGAUUCGGAUUAUUGAUGGUUGGAAAAUGCGGGAUAUUCUAGAUGAGUUUGGAAAAGUACGCCAAAAAUUAAUCAAAGUGCGCCAAAAUACCAAGUUCAUAUCAUUACGGCUGCGUGAUUCAUUCUUUUAUCCAUCGGAUAUCAAGAAUCCUACGAAAUUUUCAGAAUUGUAUCAAUGGUUUGAUAAGAUUUUUGUAAAUUUCGAUAGACGUUUUCCCAGAAUGGAAGAAUUCUGUACAAUAAUGCCGCAAUUCAAAAAAUGUAAAAUGACUAAAAAUGUCUUGGCAGAGUAUACACGAGUUAAUUUUGAGGAAUGCGAAUGAUAAAUGUAAAUUUUGAGUUGUGCUCAAAGUUUUUGAAAUCAAAAUGUAAAAAAAAACAAAGUGUAAUUCAUUUCAUUUUCAAUGUUAUACGUACUCCACUUGAUAAGCAAAUAAAUCGAAAUGAAACCAAGAAAAGACUGUUUUGUUUGAGAUAUUUUAUUGUUUGCAGUAAUAAUUAAUGAUCAAUUUUGUUUUGUUCACUGUAAG